Messenger RNA from Amyelois transitella, 3390 nucleotides. Its product is annotated as E3 ubiquitin-protein ligase RNF8. The coding region runs from base 206 to 2326 and encodes 706 amino acids. NCBI's taxonomy places the organism in Eukaryota, Metazoa, Arthropoda, Insecta, Lepidoptera, Pyralidae. Gene Ontology annotation, molecular function: nucleosome binding; zinc ion binding; ubiquitin protein ligase activity. The record is from RefSeq and is a predicted model, not a curated record. Gene Ontology annotation, cellular component: site of double-strand break; nucleus. Gene Ontology annotation, biological process: DNA damage tolerance; protein monoubiquitination; double-strand break repair. The transcript is spliced from 11 exons.
UUAGUCUACGGAUUUUGUUGUUUUCUCACAAUUUUCUUAUAUCAGUUGUUUUGUUUUGAAUUUUGUUUCACGUUUGUAUUGUCCCAGCAAAAUAUUUUUCUUGUAUUUUGAGAUUCGCUCGCAUUAUUGUGAUUUGUAUAGCUUAUAAAUUUUCUACCCUGAUAUGAUAAAACAAUGAAUAAAUAAAUUUUAGUUACCUACAAGUAUGGAAGAAACUAUACCUAUUUUAGUUUCUUGUAAGCCUCUGAAGCCAGAAUUUGAGAAAUUAAGUAAAAUUCCUUUAUCCUGUACCGAGUUUACUAUUGGAAGGGGUUUGAAGAACUCUGUUGUUAUACCAUAUUUGGCUAUAUCUAGAAAUCAUUGUGCAAUAAAGAAUAAUGAAAACAAUGACUGGAUCAUUGAAGAUUUCAGUUCUUUUGGUAUAUCAAUCAACGGUGAAAAGUUAGGGAAAAAUAAAUUAAGAAUACUUCAUCAUGAAGACCUGAUUACCUUAGAUCUUUCUGAAGAAUUUACAUACAAAUUUAUAAACAAUUCAGACUUUGAAGUGCCAAGUAAGAGGAGGAAAUUGGAAUGUACAAAGGAAGAUUUCAUUGAUAAUGUGAAAAUAAAGUUUGAAGAAUCUCAAAGUUACGAAAUAAAACAUAUAGAGGACAAAAUUCAGAAUGCGAAACAGAUGCAGACAACAUCUAUGAUAUUAAAGCAGCAACUUCAACUUGAUAUGAACAGGAAAAUUCAGCAGCUGGAAAGUAAAUAUGCUGCUCAGAUAGAGAACUUGAAAGGGGAGAAGAAUGAAGUGGAGAAACUGAAAGCAAUUCAUGUGGCGGAAAGAGAUGCUCAGCUAGCUGCCAUCAAAGGGGAGAUGGAAGGAAAAAUUGCUGAGUUAAUGGAACAAAUCGAAAAACAUAAUGACGCAGAAUCUGAGCUUUUGAAAGAAAAUAAUACGCUUAAAGAGAAGUUAUUGAAAGAACGUGAAGAGUUUUUAUCUGAAUUGAACCGUAAGAACUCCUCAAAAGAAGAAAUGUUAGAAAAACUGGAAGCAAAAAUAAAAGAACAAGAGGAAAUCCGCACAAAGGAAAAACAAGAGUUAGAAGAAAUGCUAAGAAAAGAAACUGAGCAGCUGAGAUUGGCUAAAGAAAAAGAAUUAAAAGAGUUAGAUGAGCAAAAGCGACUAAGGGAAGCUGAGUUGGAACAGGAACUUGAGAAAAUAAGGAAGUCCUUUGAAGAGAAAGUGCAACAGACUGAGCAAGAAAAACAAAGGGCUGAACAGCUUCUUAGUGAGCAAAUGGAACAGAUGAAGAGAUUCAAUGAUGAGGAAAAAGCUAAGAUGGAGCAAUUGGUUUUGGAAAGAGCAGCAAUAGAAAAACAACUAGCAGAUGCACAAGCAGAGUCUGAGAAAUCCCUUAAAGAUCUGAAGACACGAGUCACAGAAAGAGAAACAGAGUUAGCAGCUUUGGCAGCUGAAAGGAUUGAGCAACAAGUAGAGCAAUCUAGUGGAGUCAUCAACUCUUUACAAGAGCAAUUAGAAAAGGUAAAGAAACAGCUGGAGUCCGUAGAGAACGAAAAAAAUACUCUGCUUGAAACAAUGUCCCUGCCCGAGGUUCAGGUUAGCAGCGAAAGCUCCUCGAAGCAGAUGCUGGCUGCAGUCGGGGAGGUCAUGGAGAGCGAGCUGCAGUGCAGCAUCUGCGCGGAACUGUUCAUCACAGCGACCACACUUAAUUGCUCGCACACUUUUUGCAAAUAUUGUAUCACAAUGUGGAAGAAAAAAAAGAAAGACUGCCCUAUUUGUAGAUCUCACAUUCUAUCAGAGUGCAAAAGCAUAGUCAUAGAUUCAUUUAUAGAAAAGAUGGUACAAAAUUUAACUGAAGAACUAAAGACGAAAAGGCAGGAGCUACUUAAGAACAGAGAAGAGGAGAUCACAGCUAUGAAGAAGAAGCCAGCUACGAGAACAUCGACACGUACUUCGAAUACUUCGAGGCGGAGGACUACGAAUAUUACCCUUCCAGCAGCGAUGAUUACACCGGCUUCUACAGCUGGCACGUCUAACCGCUCGGCUCCGAUAGCAGUGGUGGACCUGACGGCGGCGACGGCGCCCCGCAUCGUGCCCCGGCCGCCGCCGCCGCGCCCGCCCGUCGUCGUGCUGGCGUCGGGGGCGCGCCCGCUGAUGCAGCAGCAACUGGCGCGGCCCGUGCAGGCAACCACCGCCGACGGCAGAACAUCGCAGGUGUACCUGGUUCCCAUUACGGCGGCUACGGCCGCUGCUUCCAUUGCGGCGCCCGCGGCCAUUGGGUCCCCCGCUGCCCCUUCAGAUAACUCUAAUACUAACUAGUGUAAUCUUAUGUCGUUAAUUACGUCCAAGUUUUAUUGGGCAAUUUCUCAGGCCUUUUUAAGGGUUAUCAUAGAUUAAAGUCUUUAUUUUUCAUCGUUUUACAUCGACAAUGAGAUUCUACGAGUUCUUAUGAGCUGAAUUAUAUUAUGCAUAUGUAAAUCGACUAUGUAUUAAAUUUUCAGGCCUUUUUAGAAUGUCAUUCCAUUUUAUCUUACUACGUAUACCUUCCUAUCUGUAGCUAAGCUCAGACUAAGGAGUGAUCUGUAUUUGAGCCGACAAAAAUAUUGACGAAGUCAAUGAAUAGCCGCUCCAUCUAGUAAAAAUUUCAAUAUUAACUACAGAAAGAAACCUAUGAUGCGCGUAGCUUACCACGUGCUUGCCAAAAGUUAGAAUCUCAAACAUUUCUUGCCUAUAGGCACAGUUAUGGAGAUAUAUUAACUCCAUUUAUGUUUUAGUAAAUGAAUCUAUCACGAAAGUUUUAAAUUUAAUCUUUGUAUAGAAUUUUACUGGAAACUUUUAUAUUGGAGGUUGUCUCAAAAAAUGCUUCGCAUGUCUAAGUAAAGGUUUUGCAAACAUAAAGGGUUAUAAAACUUUAGGAUUCUAUUACUGAAACUUCGUUGUCCAUCUGUCUGGGUGUCACCAAGCUGUAUCUCAUGAACCAUGAUAGCUAGACGGUUUAAAUUGCACAAAUGGUUCUGUUUGCCAUAUUUGUUUUUGAUAUUUCGUUGCCACUACAAUUAUAAAUAUUUAAAGGACUCCCUUACAACAAGCGGGAAGUUUUUCCUUUGCUCAAUAAUUAUAGCGGCAUGUAGAUACUUGAAGUAUUCACAAAACAAAUAUGGACGGUACGGAACCCUUCGUGCGAGAGUCCGACUCACACAUGGCUACUUUUUUUUGUUGGUAUUUUGUAAUGUGAAAAAGCUCGCCAGCUUUGCGACGACAAUGAUUUCGGGCAGUUUUGGGGCCAUGUGUGUUAUUAUUUUGUUUUCAUUAAAAUAAAAAUUGUAUUAAUACUCAGUAUUAUAGAUCAAAAAAUUUUACAAAAAUAUUAUGUAUUGUUAGUU